GGAACAUCUUAUCCAUAAAGAAAAGAGUGGUGCUUAAUUUUUUAGAUUCUACCAAACAUAAACAUUUGGGGAUUGUGUCACAGAAACCACUUGUUAAUAAUAAAGAAUGGGUAGAAAACAAAAAAGUAAACAAGGAGUGCCUCCCACGUUAGAAGAAACUCGCGGGACUGUCAAAAAGCCUAACGCAAAGGCAGAGAAAAAGAGAAAAUCAACGGAAGAAACUGCUGCUUUACAACCCCCUAAAAAGCAAAUUGCCCAAGAAAAGAAGAGUCUUUUUGAAGAAUCAGAAUCAGAACCCGAAAACAAUGACUUAGAAGCAUCUGGUGAUGAAUUUGAAGAAGCCGAGGAAUUGUCAGAAUUAGAGGGUGACGAAGAUGAUGAUCUAGCUCAAGAUGAGUUUGUACAGGAUGGCGAAGAUGACGAAGAAUCAGAACAAGAUUCUGUUUUCGAUUCUGACGAAGAAAACCGCGCGAAGCCAAUGUUCAGUGACGACUCAGGCGACGAGGAUGAUUUGCAAGUUGCCAACUUGGAAGCCAUGUCUCGUAAAUUAGAUGAAGAGGCCGAGUUAGAAAAAAAGGAAGCUGAAGAAGAGUUGCAUACCAAUAUCCAUCCUACUGCUCCUACUAUUCUUCCACCUAAAGAUGAGGCUGGUCUUGUCGAUGGUCAACCAACGAGCGCUUUUACUCAGGAUUUGUCCCAAAUUCAACUCCGUAUUCAAGAAAUCAAUCGUGUCUUGAAUGACUUUAAAAAUCUUUGCGAACCUGGUCGUAGCCGCGCUGAAUAUGUCGACCAGCUUAUAAGCGAUGUCAGUGUCUAUUAUGGUUACUCAAGGUUCCUUACUGAAAAGUUUUUUGAACUAUUCCCUGUCUCCGAAGCCAUCGAAUUCUUUGAAUCUAACGAAUUGCCUCGCCCGGUUACUAUCCGUACAAACACCCUCAAAACUCAACGUCGUGAAUUAGCGCAGGCUCUGAUUAAUCGUGGUGUAAACCUCGAGCCUAUAGGUAAAUGGUCAAAGGUUGGUUUGCAAGUCUUUGAGUCGCAAGUUCCUAUUGGUGCCACCCCUGAAUACCUCGCUGGUCAUUAUAUCUUGCAAGCCGCAUCUUCAUUUUUGCCAGUAAUGGCCCUUGCACCUCAGCCUAAUGAACGAAUUCUUGAUAUGUCUUCUGCUCCCGGUGGUAAAAUUACUUAUGUUGCGGCUUUACAAAAGAAUACUGGUGUUAUCUUUGCUAACGAUGCUAAUAAAGCUCGUACCAAAGCUUUAACAGCCAACAUUCACCGUCUAGGAGUACGAAAUGCGAUUGUUUGUAAUUAUGAUGGUAGGAAGUUUCCUAAUGAUGUAUUAGGUGGCUUCGAUCGUGUUAUGCUUGAUGCUCCUUGUUCUGGUACCGGUGUCAUUUACAAAGAUCAAUCUGUAAAAACAAACAAAUCUGAGCGGGACUUUGACACACUUAGUCAUCUUCAGAGACAACUGCUUUUGAGUGCCAUUGAUUCUGUUGAUGCCGAUAGCAAGACAGGCGGUUAUAUCGUUUAUUCUACUUGUAGUAUUACAGUUGAGGAAGAUGAAGCUGUCAUUCAGUAUGCUUUGAAGAAGCGUCCAAACGUUAAGCUUGUUUCUACUGGCCUUGAAUUUGGCCGUGAAGGGUUUGUUCGUUUCCGUGAAAAGCGUUUUCACCCUAGCAUGAAAUUAACCCGGAGGUAUUAUCCUCAUGUUCAUAACAUUGACGGUUUCUUCGUUGCUAAGCUCAAGAAAGUUUCAGACAAGAUUCCUCGUACAGUUGAUGAUGCUGCUGCUGAAGAAGAAGAAGAGCACUACAAUGCAGAAGAUGACUCUGUCAGUGCAAACUCUGAGAAUGAUAACCUCACUUUUGACGAUGAAGCUGAUAAAGCUAUCAUUGAAGAGAACCGUAGAAAAUGGUUGAAGUCUAAGGGUUACAAGGUUUCUAAAAAAAACUAAUUUAAUUUUGGAAUUCUGAUAGGUUAAAGGGAGUUUUGGAUAAAUUAAACGAAUAAAUUUAGUUAUUUUACUGGUUCGUA
Messenger RNA from Schizosaccharomyces octosporus yFS286, 2034 nucleotides. Its product is annotated as RNA methyltransferase Nop2. Gene Ontology annotation, biological process: rRNA base methylation; maturation of LSU-rRNA. Gene Ontology annotation, molecular function: rRNA (cytosine-C5-)-methyltransferase activity; RNA binding. Gene Ontology annotation, cellular component: nucleolus. The record is from RefSeq and is a predicted model, not a curated record. Lineage: Eukaryota; Fungi; Ascomycota; Schizosaccharomycetes; Schizosaccharomycetales; Schizosaccharomycetaceae. The coding region runs from base 107 to 1954 and encodes 615 amino acids. The transcript has a single exon.